Messenger RNA from Momordica charantia (bitter melon), 1230 nucleotides. It is a transcript of the gene RAB6A, whose product is annotated as Ras-related small GTP-binding family protein. The record is from RefSeq and is a predicted model, not a curated record. Lineage: Eukaryota; Viridiplantae; Streptophyta; Magnoliopsida; Cucurbitales; Cucurbitaceae. Gene Ontology annotation, molecular function: GTPase activity; GTP binding.
UUCGAAACUGAAAGCAGAAUCAGAUCAAAGAAAGAAAGAACAAACGCGGGCCAAAAAGCCAGAGUUUCCAUUGCCAGGGACCUCGGCCUUCUCGUCUCAUUGAGAAGCUCUCCAAUUUCCAUUGAUAAUUAUUCCUCAAUCCGAAAGGUAAAUCAGAGAUCUCUGGGGGAAAUGGCACCAGUGUCAGCUCUCGCGAAGUAUAAGCUGGUCUUUCUCGGAGACCAGUCUGUUGGGAAAACCAGCAUCAUCACACGCUUCAUGUACGACAAAUUCGACAAUACGUAUCAGGCUACAAUCGGUAUUGAUUUUCUCUCAAAGACUAUGUAUCUUGAAGAUCGCACUGUCCGACUACAGUUGUGGGACACUGCUGGACAGGAAAGAUUCAGAAGUCUAAUACCCAGCUAUAUCAGGGACUCAUCCGUCGCUGUCAUUGUUUAUGAUGUUGCAAGCCGGCAGACUUUUCUAAACACUUCAAAAUGGAUUGAGGAGGUGCGCACUGAGAGGGGAAGUGAUGUCAUUAUAGUGCUUGUUGGAAACAAAACCGACCUCGUGGAGAAGAGGCAAGUCUCUAUAGAGGAAGGAGAAGCCAAAGCCCGUGAACUAAAUGUCAUGUUUAUCGAAACAAGUGCAAAAGCUGGAUUCAAUAUUAAGGCACUUUUUAGGAAAAUUGCUGCAGCGUUGCCGGGAAUGGAAACUCUCUCUUCAACAAAACAAGAAGACAUGGUUGAUGUUAACCUGAAGUCCUCCGGCAGUGGCGCUGCACAGUCCCAGCCGCAGUCCGGUGGGUGCGCCUGCUAACGAGAGUACGGAUGUGAACUGUUGAAGGAAUCACUCUUUCUUGCCUUUUGCUUUAAGUUGCUCAACCUUGUAGAGAACUGUAAGCAUUCAGGUACAAGAUGUGGUUAUGACUAUCAAUGCCUGCUUUUGAGCAAACUAAAUUCGUAGAAAGUAAUUGGUGGGCAGAGUAGACAACUGCUAUUUUAUGAAGUUAUUUGAUGUAUUGGUGGAGUCAUUAUUUGGGAUUUGGGAGAAUGUGUAAAGAUUAGAAGAAUUAUCUGGGACUCGAAUACAGAAUUUUGCUUUGUUCUUUGUGUAAGUUGUAAUUCAUGUCUAGGGGGAAUUCUGAAAAUUUUCGUCUGGUUUUGCAAUGGAUUGUUGCGUUGGUUCAUAUUAAACUCUGGUGUUCAUGUAUGCCAUUGAAGGAAAAAGGUGAGUGGUUUUUUAGUUCAA